Racocetra persica is the source of this 435-nucleotide messenger RNA. Lineage: Eukaryota; Fungi; Glomeromycota; Glomeromycetes; Diversisporales; Gigasporaceae. The record is from the annotation of a GenBank genome assembly.
AUGCAAAUCAAAUCAAAAUUUUGUUUAUUAAUCGUUUUUAUACAUUAUUUAUCACUACCACCGUCAACAUUAACACAAGAAAGUGGACCAGACUUUAUAACCACCUGUUCUAAACCUGGUGUUGUUGCGUUAACAUUUGAUGAUGGACCAGGACCAUAUACAAACAUUUUACUUGAUUAUUUGUCAUCCAAACAAAUAAAAGCAACAUUUUUUGUAGUAGGAAUUUCAAUAGAAGAAUAUCCAGAAAAGAAAUUGGUAAAGCUAAUGAAACAAUAUGUAAUUCCGAAUUAUAUGAGACCACCAUUUGGAGAAUGCAAUGAUCAGUGUGGUAAACUAAUGAAGUCUCUGAACUUAACAGUAAUUCAAUGGAAUAUGGAUUCUGCUGAUUGGCGUUACGAAACCGAAUCCUACGAAGAUGGAAAUUCUACAACAUGA